Penicillium cataractarum is the source of this 1407-nucleotide messenger RNA. RefSeq lists its product as uncharacterized. Gene Ontology annotation, molecular function: IgE binding. The record is from RefSeq and is a predicted model, not a curated record. Gene Ontology annotation, cellular component: extracellular region. Bases 1 to 1407 code for a protein of 468 amino acids. The transcript has a single exon. Lineage: Eukaryota; Fungi; Ascomycota; Eurotiomycetes; Eurotiales; Aspergillaceae.
AUGCGCUGGGGGAUCUCUAUACCGCUGCUCGCGGUUAUAGGAGUCGAGCAUGCCUUUGCAUCUCACUACCAUCAUGGCAGACCUCACCAUGUGCACCUCAAGCCUCAUGCACAACAACUAGAGCCCCGUGAUGUGGAUUGGGCGGACCGCAUCCCAGCGAACAUGAUGCUAGAAAUUCGGACCAUUACCAAAACUGUCUUCGAAGACUGCGUGUCAACGAACACCAUUGAUCCUGCAACCAACAUAAUCUUCGCGCAAUUAAUACAUGUCCCAACAAACGGAGUAGCAGUCCCGGCGCCUGCAGUGCCCGAACCACCGAAGCAAGAGUGGACCAACGCGAUGCCAAUGCCAACCCAGUCGAUGCCGAGUCAAUCUAUGCCUACUCUUGCCAACGUAGCUAAGCCAGUGCCGGCACAAGACGAACAAACAACCACCGUCCAUACGACCAAGACAGUAACUGAAAUCAAAACUGUCAGUGUUAGUGCCAGCAUCAGCAAUGUGGUUCCAUCUUCCGCGAACAGCUCCGUCGAAACAAGAAUAGAGCUAGUACCCCCUGCACCAACAGCUCCUACAAAGCUCGAUGCAUCACCAGCUCCAGGUCUCCUUCCUUCCCUUCCACAACUCCCACAGGCACUCGAAGAUGCGUCCAAGAAUGUCGUCUCAGACCUCCCACUUUCAGGACUCCCGUCCUUGCCAUUGAGCCAAAUCCUAAUUCCGAACGGACCUGCCGUGCCAGCAAACCUCGACUGGACCGCUCUCCCUAAAGAUGGAGACUUUGCGAUCGACCGCUUCGGCGGACGUAGCAAGCCAUCGGGGACACAUAUUAAAUACCACGGCAACGUUGGAAUUCCCUGGGGGAGCAACGUUAUCUCCGUCAGUCCGACCAAAGCACACCGAUACAAAUACGUCGUUCGCUUCACUGGCUCAAAUACCGAACCCUGGACCAUCACAAUUUGGAACAAGGUCGGUCCUGAUGGCAAGAUGGAUGGGUGGUAUGGUCAUUCUGCAUUGACGUUUGUUCUUGCGCCCGGCGAGACACGGUAUGUCGCGUUCGACGAAGACUCGGAGGGAGCAUGGGGUGCGGCACCUGGGACCGAUGGGUUGCCUGUGGAUAACUGGGGUGGAUUCACGUCUACCUGGGGAGAGUUUUCAUUCGGAGAUGCGGAGAAUGAUGGCUGGUCUGGGUGGGAUGUCUCGGCUAUUCAGGCGCAGAUUGCACAUCAGGAUGUGCAGGGGAUGCGGAUUUGUAUGGCUGAUGGGAAAGGGUGCUCUAUCAUUACCCCUCAGGCUAAGAAGGUGGUUAACGCUUAUACUGAGGCGGACAGACAUCAUGAUGGGAUCGGGGGUGCAGCUGCUCCGGGGCCUGUGAGGUUGAUGGUAGAUAUUAAUUACCAGGAGUACCAAUAA